Funneliformis caledonium is the source of this 1470-nucleotide messenger RNA. The record is from the annotation of a GenBank genome assembly. Lineage: Eukaryota; Fungi; Glomeromycota; Glomeromycetes; Glomerales; Glomeraceae.
AUGAAACGCUCAUUUACUGAAGAAAUGAUAAAAGUUAUCGAUGAUAGAUUUAAAAAGAUCAAUAUUGAUGUGUCCAAUUUUGGUUGGUUCUCUUGCCCAGCAACUCAUACUGCAACUGAAAAGGGAAGGCUGGUUAAGGACGAACUGAAAUUUCCAUUUAUUUUAAAAUCAAUUACGUUGAGAAAAAAUAGUAGGAUUGGUUUGUUCAAGAAAAACACAAUCCCAACUUCCCAAAGAGGAGAAAAGUUUAUACAAGAGUAUUUUAUCAAAGAGUGCGAUGCUAUUACAAGAGCAUUCGAUGAAAUACACUAUAAUGUGUUGGAUGUGCAUAAAUUUCCUCUUUUAGAUACGCGUAAGCCAGACUUCGUCAUUGUGAGCAAACAGGACCCACUUGAUCCUCUUAACGUUGUGGCUGUUGGUGAAAUUAGAGUGAUCACCGCGAAACAUGGGAUGUUUUCAAAUGCAGAUAUAGGUCAUGCCACAUCUUUUGGAGAGAAAUUACUUCAAUUGCAACCUCGCAGACCAUUUGUUUACGUUGUUCUUACAAAUUGUCGUGUACUUAUGUUAAUUUUUAUUGACAGAAGUGGUAAUAGUAAUCUCAAAUAUCAACGUACACCACUUGCAAAAUUGGAAUCGGAUAACGGUUCAGCAGCUGUAGGAUGGAAGCAGUUUGUCACGCUGUUGUCUCAAGAUCCAGAAACACUUGGCUGGGUACCAUCAACAUUGCAUCAUGAAGAUAAAGAAAUCAAAUUAGUGAGAUCAAUUGGAACAGGAAGGACAUCUGUAGUCUAUGAAGGAAUGUAUGAUAACAAUAAAGUUGCUGUGAAAAUGUUAAAGGAUACCAAAUUCAUUGAGCAAUUUCGAUGGGAGGAUUAUAUAAUGGAAAAAUUAGCUAACUUGAAUUCACAAAACUUACUUUCAAUGGAAUUAUCACACCUCGAUACUAAUGAUGAUGGUCCAAAAUUUAUUGUUUUAUCACCGCUAUGUAAACGAUUUAAAACAUGGAGAAAAGAAGACAUUUCUCCCAUCAUUGACACUCUAAGAAAAGUGCAUGAAUUAGGAUUCAUACAUCGUGAUUUUCGAAAAUGGAAUUUGUUAAGAGAUCAGGAUGAAAACAUCCGAAUUGUUGACUGGGGAUUUUCGGUGGAAGUUAAUAAACCAGUUUUAUUUGCUGGUUCUUUAGAAACAUUACCCAAUGAGGUAUUACAAGACAUUAUUGAUGGGAAGAAAAUCAAGUAUACGAAGGAAAUUGAGUUAAUUUCAAUGGUACGUUCUAUUUAUCUAAUGGUAUUUCGACCACCCUUGGAGCGCAUUCCAUUUGGAGAUGAUGAUAUUAAGGAGUGGGCAAAGGUAUACAAAGAAUUUUGGGAAGGUCAUUCACAGUCGUCAAUUUGGUCCAAAAUUCUCGAUGCAGCCAAACAGGCUGAUUAUGAUGGAUUAAAAAGUUUGUUAAUGAACCUAUUUUUAUGA